AUGAGCAGCAACAACAGCCCGACCAAGACAGUCCAGGGCCCCGACCCGGUCCCCUCGACCCACGCUCCGACAGCACCUGCCGACGACGACCGGGCCGCCGGCGAGCCCGUCCUCACGGCCGACCACUACUCCCUAGAGGCAGUGUGCAAAGACGGCGACGCCACGGCGUUGGCGGCCGUCCGCCGAUGGCUCGAGUCGGGCUACGCCGAGGUCCUGGACCUGACGUACUUUGGCUCCACCGGAAGCGACGAGCUGGCGACGGUGCUGCGCAAGACGACGACGCUCACCAGCCUCACGUUCCGAUUCCACAAGUCCGGGUUCCUCGACCCGCUCAUGGCCGUCGCGCCGUCCUUUAGACGCCUCACCAGCUUGCACUUGGCGGGGUGCGCCGACGCCUUGCCCGCGUACGCGCAGCUUCUCGCUCGCCUCAACGCGACGCAGCUCCAGUCGCUGCACGUUUACUGUGGACACGGGGAUCCCAGCGAUAUCUCGGGUCCACUCGUGGUCCUGCCAGCGCUCGAGGCCUUGACCGUCUCGUUUGGCCGCUUCCGCACCUCGAGUAUGCUUCCGUCGGCUUUGCUUCCGCCGACGCUCCGACGCGUCACGCUCAACAAGACUGCGUUCUCGCCCACGGCGUGGGACGCGUUCGCAGCGCAUGUGGCCGGCCCGUGCCUCCUGGACGAGAUCAUUUUCCAUGACUGCACCGUCUUCCUCGUCGGUGUCGAGUACCAAGUCGAAAAGUGGCUCGCGCGAUGGAUCGAGCGUGGCGUCCGCAAGCUCGCCAUCUACGACACGACAGAGCACGCAGCGUCGGCGCUUUUGCGAGCUCUUCCAGGUUGCUCGAGUUCCGUUGGCGUCGUCCUCGAUAUCGACAGCGACCUGUCGAUGCAGACGUAUCUGCUCUUUGGCCGAGCCCUCGCGUCGAGCCGCGGCGUCACGAUCAAGCUCCCGCCGUUCAUGAACUGCGCGGGCGACGAACGCGUCGUGGCCGAGAUCCAAGACAUGGCCGCCAAGUACCAGAUUGCGUGCCACCAUCAGAUAGUCCGAGGCCGCGUCCACCGUCUCGUGCUCGAGGGCCCUGCGUGCGCCGCGUAG
This is a messenger RNA of Saprolegnia parasitica CBS 223.65, 1095 nucleotides long. RefSeq lists its product as hypothetical. Bases 1 to 1095 code for a protein of 364 amino acids. Lineage: Eukaryota; Oomycota; Saprolegniomycetes; Saprolegniales; Saprolegniaceae. The transcript has a single exon. The record is from RefSeq and is a predicted model, not a curated record.